Molecule: messenger RNA, 1594 nt
Organism: Ostrinia nubilalis (European corn borer)
Lineage: Eukaryota; Metazoa; Arthropoda; Insecta; Lepidoptera; Crambidae
Product: zinc finger protein 26-like
Exons: 12
Coding region: 50-1594 (514 amino acids)
Biological process (GO): regulation of transcription by RNA polymerase II
Cellular component (GO): nucleus
Molecular function (GO): DNA-binding transcription factor activity; RNA polymerase II cis-regulatory region sequence-specific DNA binding; zinc ion binding
Source: RefSeq, a predicted model, not a curated record
UUGUUGCAAUUUGUUUACAAUUUUGUUUUAAAUUCAAUAAAUUAUUGAAAUGAGUGAAAGUGAUAGUAAAAUCAUGGGAGACACACUGGCUUGUCGCCUGUGUUUAUCGACCAACGUGAAACUCCUCGAUAUGUUCAAGUAUCGUCUUCAUACAGCUUAUAAUGUACUCACAGGAUUAGAGAUGACGAUCACGGACGGUCUACCGUCUUACGUCUGCAAUUUAUGCAGCGCGCUACUCAUCAAGAGUGUGACUUUCAAACGGAUGUGCAAGAUCUCACAAGAGUUGCUGAUGCUUGGGUUAUCACAGGGACUGCUAUCAACAGACUAUGUUGAAAACUUAAAAAUCUUACAUCCGUUCCCUCUCACCACACAAACCAACGAUGUGAUCAGUUGCAACGAGCAGGUGAUCAAAGACGAAGACGAUUGGGAUUGGGACUACGAUCAGGACUAUAAAACGAAAGAAUCAGAAUCUAGUGACGAAGAACCAUUAUCCUGUAAAGUUAAAAAAUGUGAACCGGCUGAAGACGUUCAAUCAAUUAAAGAAGAGGAAUCGUUUAUUGAAUCACCAAAACCACAGGAUGAGGACUCGUUGAAACUACCAAAGAGUUGGGAUAAUGAUUUCCCAAAUGGAGAAGUUGAUGUGCUUAUUUUGACGAAGGAAGAGCAAAUGGCUGAAGUGAUAUCAAGGAGGACUUCAACGAACUAUUUGAACUCGUUUUAUAAAUGCGAGAUGUGCUACAAAGGUUUUAUAACGGAUACAACGUACAAGAAUCACAUGGCCAGACAUGAUCCAAGCAGCGGUAUCCACGAAUGCGAGGUCUGCCACAUGCGGUUCCCGCACACGAGGUCUCUAAGAGCCCACAUCGCGAGCUCGCAUGAACAGAAGUUCGUUUGUAAGCUGUGCACAUUCGUGUCCAAGUCUAGAUACAGGGCGAAAGAACAUUCCAAAUGGCACAGCGGUCAUACGUUCGCUUGCAAAUAUUGCGGCGCUACUUUUGCCAAGUCAACCAGUCACCUAACGCACAUACGCCUCCACCACCCGUCUAAACACACUUGCUUCGUGUGCGGCGAGUCGUUCAUAGGAGAGAAUGGACUCAACAUGCAUUACAAGAAGGCUCAUAGAGGCGUGAAGCAUUCGGAUGCGGGCACAAAGCGGUGCACAAACUGCGAUGUCCGUUUCCAUAAUAACGACGCUCUGAAGAGACAUACGGAAGGGAAAGCUGAAUGUGAUCCUAGUUUAAGCCCGUGUGGUCGCUGCGGAGAAAAUUUCAACACUUCAGAAGAAUUAAAGGAACACACGAAAGAACAUACCAAAGAAGAACAAGUGAAAUGUGAAGAGUGUAACCGAACGUUCGCGCACGAGCGUUCGUACGCGGUGCACUUCCAACGAGUACAUUUGCGGGUGCGUGCCGCUAGCAGGGACGUCCGUGGGAAGAGUCGAAAUACAUCGCGCGUUUGCGAGGUUUGCGGCCGAAAGUGCAUUUCGAACGCGUCGCUGCGGUACCAUCAGCGAAUCCACACGGGCGAGCGGCCCUACCAGUGCAACCAGUGUCCCAAACGAUUCAGCAUCUCGCAGAGACUUCAGUUCACUUAA